AUGGAGACGGUGCAGGAGCUGAGCAAGUUGUUGCGGCUUUUAGAUCAGUUGGUGAAUCGAAUGGGCGCCCGGGCGACCCCCGCGCUCGCGCGGAUGAUGCCGGUGGUGUGGAAUAAAGUCCUCUCGGCCGGGGAGCUCACCGCGGCGUCGCCGGUUGUAAAUAUGGGGGUCGUCAGCGAGAGCGCACGGGAGACGAUCGACGUCUACCGCAGCUUUUUUCACCUCCUUUUUAGCAUCGCCACGUGGGGGUGCGCGCCCGCGUUGCUGCUGCUGCCACUUCCGUAUUUAGAUUCGAUGCUCGCUCAGCUGGCGUACGCGAUUACGCUCCCGGCGGAGGUGGAGCUACCGAAGUUUGCCUUGCAGGCGCUCACCCGGCUAAGCGAGGAGCUCCUCGCGCGAAAGGACGUCGAGGGGCUCCCCUUGGAUCCUUGCGAGUCCGCCACCUUUGCGGAGAAUCUCUUGUAUUUUAGAGCAUGCCUGUUGGAGCGCGUUUUACCCGCCACCCUGCAGGCGCUUUUGCGCCCCGGGUUUAACCUCCACGACGCGAAGAAUUUUAUCCUCAUCGGCGAGGCCGGGCAGUUCUUUAAGGCCCUCUGUGGGGUGCGGGAGCAGGGCGAAGGGGGCUCCAAUGACGCCUCCAGCCCCACGCAGUUCGACGGUGAAGCCAACCCGCUCGCCGACGCCGCCCUGCAAGCGAUUUAUAGCGGUCUAAAAAUGCCCUGUGAGGCAGGCAACACGCCGAAUGGGUGUUCGAACCACGGACCCGAGGCCGUGGAUCCGAUCAUGGCGUUUUGCGUUACCUUGCGCGCGAAACCGCGGUUUAAUUUGGCGCUUAAAAAUGAACUCCGCUGUUUAUUAGCGGCGGCGCAGCAAAAGGCCUGCUAG
Molecule: messenger RNA, 885 nt
Organism: Phytomonas sp. EM1
Lineage: Eukaryota; Euglenozoa; Kinetoplastea; Trypanosomatida; Trypanosomatidae
Source: the annotation of a GenBank genome assembly